Messenger RNA from Penicillium mononematosum, 840 nucleotides. RefSeq lists its product as uncharacterized. Bases 1 to 840 code for a protein of 279 amino acids. The record is from RefSeq and is a predicted model, not a curated record. NCBI's taxonomy places the organism in Eukaryota, Fungi, Ascomycota, Eurotiomycetes, Eurotiales, Aspergillaceae. The transcript has 2 exons.
AUGGAACCGGUGCUCUUGCUUAUCUCUGAAAUAAUCCUUGAUCGCCCCUCAACUUUCAGCAUUUUCGCUAGACGGGGAGAUAUUGGUACGUCGGUCGUCGAGAUGAGCGACGAGACGAGACGUAAACGGGGUACGGCAGGACACCAGGGCCCGCUCACUAUGGCCCUCACCGACAUGGAGAGGUCCGACAACCCCAUGAAGCCAAACUGCCGUACAACCUGCACGACGACCUAUACUUCCGACCUGCCAGAGGCGAGGACUCUCUUUGUCUCCCAAAAAGACGUCUCGUUGACACAGAGACAGAACUGGCCCUACCAAACGAAGAGAAUCAUUGACCUAGUCGAAGCAUAUCCCGGAGCCGAAACCCGCGUCCUGAGAGAAAGCAGAAAAGCCCGUGACACCAUCAAUGACAUCCCCGAGAAGUACAACCUUGCAGGAAUGGCGGUUGCAUUUUCAGAAGACCAAUUUCGUAUGCAUUCAUCACACGCCGAGUCAGAGGAAGAUGAGCCGAAGCCAAAGCGUGAUGUGGAAGAGAUCAGUGGUGUGUUUCACCCAGACGUCGUUCGGAUUCCGUCAAUGCCAGGGCAAAGCCUGGCUCUCAAGGAGAAUGAGAGCUCCUCGGGAACGUUUGGGGACUUCUUCGAAAUUGCCCUUCCUGGCCUUGCGGAACCAGUGGUGGAAAUUCGCACUUGCUUCCAUGGGUUCUAUUGCGGCAAAGAAGGUGAUUACAGCUUUAUCCCGGUUGCCAACCCUCCACACACCACCCAAACUCCUCCUCUGGCGCCUACAGCCUGGCCGUCCUUUAUGGUAGAAGCUGGCCAUUCCGAGUGGCUUCGAUAA